CACACACACACACACACACACACACACACUAAGCUCUCCACACACACACCCUGGGCUGAGCGGUUCUGCCGGUUGCAGCCCUGGGCCCCUGCUCACCGUGCUGCCACUGCCUGCGAAAUGACGGCGGUUCCCCUCACUUCCAGGAAUCCACGCUUCCUGGAAGGUGAGUGGCUGGGCUCACCCCUGCCUGCCACCGAGACGCAGACAUGCACACACCACCCGCACUCCCUCGCCGUUUCCAAGGCGGCGGCAGCGUUCGCACCCCAGGGUCUCACCGGCAAGGGAAGGAUAAUCUGGAGAGGGAUCCCUCAGGAGGGUGUGUUCCGGAUUUCUUGCCUCAGGCCCAGGACUCCAACCAUUUUAUAAUGGAAUCUUUAUUUUGUGAAAGUAGCGGGGACUCAUCUUUGGAGAAGGAGUUCCUCGGGGCCCCAGUGGGGCCCUCGGUGAGCACCCCAAACAGCCAGCACUCUUCACCAAGCCGCUCGCUCAGUGCUAACUCCAUCAAGGUGGAGAUGUACAGUGAUGAGGAGUCAAGCAGACUGCUGGGGCCAGAUGAACGGCUCCUGGAUAAGGAUGACAGUGUGAUUGUGGAGGACUCAUUGUCGGAGCCCUUGGGCUACUGCGAUGGAAGUGGGCCAGAGCCUCACUCCCCUGGUGGCAUCCGGCUACCCAACGGCAAGCUCAAGUGUGACGUCUGCGGCAUGGUCUGCAUCGGACCCAAUGUGCUCAUGGUACACAAGCGCAGCCAUACUGGGGAGAGGCCCUUCCACUGCAACCAGUGUGGUGCCUCCUUCACACAGAAGGGGAAUCUCCUGCGCCACAUCAAACUGCACUCUGGGGAGAAGCCCUUCAAGUGUCCCUUCUGCAACUACGCCUGCCGGCGGCGCGACGCACUCACCGGCCACCUCCGAACACACUCAGUCUCCUCUCCCACAGUGGGCAAACCCUACAAGUGCAACUACUGUGGCCGGAGCUACAAACAGCCAAGUACCUUGGAAGAGCACAAGGAGCGAUGCCACAGCUACCUCCAGAGUCUCAGCACUGAGGCGCAAGCUUUGGCUGGCCAGCCAGGUGAUGAAAUACGUGACCUGGAGAUAGCACCCGACUCGAUGCUGCACUCAUCCGAGAGGCCAACUUUCAUUGAUCGCUUAGCCAACAGCCUCACCAAACGCAAGCGUUCCACCCCACAGAAAUUUGUAGGUGAGAAGCAGAUGCGCUUCAGCCUCUCUGAGCUCCCCUAUGAUGUGAACCCUGGAGGUGGCUAUGAAAAGGAUGUGGAGCUUGUAGCCCACCACAGCCUGGAGCCUGGCUUUGGAGGUUCCCUAGCCUUUGUGGGUACAGAGCAUCUGCGCCCCCUCCGCCUCCCACCCACCAACUGCAUCUCAGAACUCACACCUGUCAUCAGCUCUGUGUACACUCAGAUGCAGCCCCUCCCCAGCAGACUGGAGCUUCCAGGAUCCCGAGAAGCAGGUGAGGGACCUGAGGACCUGGGAGAUGGCGGUCCCCUCCUUUAUCGGGCCCGAGGCUCUCUCACUGACCCGGGGGCAUCGCCCAGCAAUGGCUGCCAGGACUCCACAGAUACAGAGAGCAACCAUGAAGAUCGGAUUGGCGGGGUGGUAUCCCUCCCUCAGGGUCCCCCAACUCAACCUCCUCCCACCAUAGUUGUGGGCCGGCACAGUCCCGCCUAUGCCAAAGAGGACCCCAAACCACAGGAGGGGUUAUUGCGGGGCACUCCAGGCCCCUCCAAGGAAGUGCUUCGGGUGGUGGGUGAGAGCGGCGAGCCGGUGAAGGCCUUUAAGUGUGAGCACUGCCGCAUCCUCUUCCUGGACCACGUCAUGUUCACCAUCCACAUGGGCUGCCAUGGCUUCAGAGACCCUUUUGAGUGUAACAUCUGUGGUUAUCACAGCCAGGAUCGAUAUGAGUUCUCUUCCCACAUUGUCCGGGGGGAACAUAAGGUGGGCUGAGACCCUUUCCCCUCGCCUGCCCUCAGCCCCGACACCGCUGUCCCCCUACAGGUGUCUAGCCCAGUUUUUAUUAUGCUCUAAGGAAUUGUGCAUCGUGGCCCCAUCCACGACCACCUCACUGCACACUUGACUCUGACCCUCUUUACCUGUCUCCUUCUACCCACACUGAUUUAAGCAUCGUGACAAGACAAGUCUUUUGCUUAUAUUUAUCCCUCUAAACUCCUCUUUUCCUGGCCUAUUUCCUGUUUAUUAAUGACUUUUCCUUGGCCUUUUUUAAAAUUUGCUUCAAUCUCUGGCCACUCCUUCACUCUUCUGUCCAUGGCUCCCUUGGGCUCUAAGUCUAGAUUUUUUUUUUCUUGUGGAUCCCAGAUCCUCCAGCAGCUCCAGGGGUUGGAAGCUCCUCUUUGUACUAAGAGAUGUUGAGCUUCUUGCUUUAAUCCUCACCUUGCUUUUCUGACUCUUCACUCUUGAUGCUGAUACCUCCCAAUGGCUCCACUUUAGCUCUGUGGCAUUAUGAACUUCUCUCUGGGAACCUUCAACCCGGUACUCCAUACCUCUUGUGCCCUCUCACUUUAGGCAGCUUGCACUAUUCUUAAAUGAAGAAUUUCCUCAUUCGGAGGUAGGAGGGGGCUGUGAAAACUCUCCCAGGCACUGUGGACUGAGGGUCCUCUUGACCUCACCUGGGAACACCAGCUCCCUAAAGCCUGCAUUCAGGAUUGCCCUCCAGGAUGUGAUAUCACUCUUCCCUCUCCCUGUCUCUCCCCUCAACACCACUCUGGUCUCAACUUGCCACUCCCCUCAGUGGCAGCUUUUCUCUCCUUGAAAUGCCCCCAAUUUUAUACUCUCAGGGGCUAAAGCUAGGCCUGCAGCCGUCCAUGUGACACACUGGGAGCCACAGGUGCCUAGCUGAGAACCAGGGCAUGGAAAAGGGGGUGGGUAGAAGUCUCUCCUCCACCUUUCAAACUCUUUCACUCCAGUGACCUUGCUAGGCUGUCAGGGACUCCUGUCCCUGUUUGAUGAGAAACUGGUGGGUUGCUGCCCAACAGCCAGGGGUCUCAGCCUCAUAAGUCACGCUGCCUUUUUCCUCUCCCUUCCAGCAGGAUUCACCGUCUCAUUCCCAAGCUCCUGGGCCCUGUUAUUGUCAAUGGCAAGGAGAAAGGAAUGUCUCUUUUCUCUCUGCUAAUUUUCAGUAUAACCAAAAAUUGUACCAGGACCAAUGACAUAUAUGUGCCCUUCGACCAUCCCACCCUUGUCCCAGCAAAUGGGCUGGACACAGCUAACUGGGAGUCAUCCUUCACUGCCCUCCAUCUCAGCUCCAGACACAGGGCAGGAGAGGCACCUUUCUCCGGUGGUUGAUCUCUAUUUGGGUAAUCAAGGAUUCAUGAGACCAUGCAGGAGAAGGCAUAGCUCCACUGCAUGUGGAAGGCUCAGUCUACAAACAGUUCCCUGCCAAGGCCACAGCCAUCCACGCUCUGCUUCUUUGAGAUUCAAACCAAAGGCUGUUUUUCUAUGUUUAAAGAAAAAAGAAAAAAAAAGUAAAAACUAAACACAACACCUCAUAAGUUAUUAGGCUCAGUCUCUCUUCCUUUCCUUCCAUCUUCUUUCCACCUGCUCUCUUUCAUCAGCUCUUUUGCCUCUCCCUACUUUCCUCACUCCCUAUUAGAGGAUUAGAUAUUGAGAGGCAAGAAGGGUGGGCUAGAUCAGAACCUGGGACUCCAGCUCUUAGGUACACUCUGGAGACAGUCUACUUUCCCCUAUCAUGCGAAGGGUGGGAGGUGAAAAACACUUCUCUUCUUCCUUCUCCUGCAUUACAUGGUUUCCCAAAAGGACCAGAUAGGCAGAGAGAAGCUUUGUGGGACGGUUCUUCCUCCUUGACAAUGUAGCAAUAAACAGGUGCUGCCAAAGGCAGAGAAUGGCGUAUGAACUCUAAAGGGAGUUGUCCAAAGAGAAGGGAAGGGUCUUGGCUGCAGAACCUUGGCACCAACUUCUUCUUGGGAUGGCAGCAGAGCUGAGGUUAGUGUCUGAGCUUCUCCUGAAAUAUUUGGGUUAUUGGGCCUCUCCCAUUAGGCUUGCUCCCACCUCUUCUGUGUCUGCCAUGUAUUUGGGGAUACCUCAGAAGGACGCUGAGGCAUUAGAGCCUUAGAGUGCCCCAUGCCUCCCUCCAUUCAGUCAGCCUCAGCACCUGUGACCUCCCAGGAACACAAAGGACUGUGCUCCUCCCUCUGAGGCUAGACAUCAUGCCAUGAGAGCAGAGACAAGACCAGGUGCUAGGGAGGAGAGGGACAUCCUGUCUCUCUCCAGCCCAUCACUGCACUUUAACCAGGAUCUUAGGUACAAAAUCCUACUUUUCAGAGCCUGCCAGCUCCAGAACCUCAAAUAUCCUCAUGCUCUCUCCCAACUCCUUUUGCAUAAAAGAGAGAGAAAGAAAAAAAUUAACAAAAAACAAAACGCCAAAACCCACACAGAGAAAAGAGGUGUUUUCUUUUUUAUUACUGUUCAAAAACAUCACAAAAAACUGGGGGGAAGGGAGAGAAUUUCUAGACACUUUUCCAGACCUGUGUGUAUGUGUGUGUCAGUGUCCAAGCUGCAGGUAGAAUUUUGUAAUACUUCUGGCAGCUUCUUUCCUUGUGUACAUAAUAUAUAUAUACACACAUAUAUUUUUAAUCAGAAAUUAUGAAAAUCAAAAUAGAAUAAACACAGAAGCAAGUGCAAUACCACCUCUUCUCCUUCUCCCCAGGAUUCCUUUGUAGCUGUUUGGUGACCCUUUGACCCUUGACUCUUUACUCUUCCAAUUUCUUACCUAUCCUCCCCUCCCUCUUUUUAAAAGGAGUUUUUCUCCCUUUUCAAAGGGAGUUAAACCUGCUUUUGAGACUUACUGCAGAGCGUUUUGUAUAUGUAAUAUACUGUAAGUAAAUAUUUGUGUAAUGGAGAAAUACUACUGUAAGUUUUGUACUGUACUGGCUAAAGGUCUGUUAUAAAUAAACAUGAGUAAUUUAAC
This is a messenger RNA of Psammomys obesus (fat sand rat), 4962 nucleotides long. RefSeq names its product IKAROS family zinc finger 4 (gene Ikzf4). The transcript has 8 exons. Gene Ontology annotation, molecular function: RNA polymerase II cis-regulatory region sequence-specific DNA binding; DNA-binding transcription factor activity. NCBI's taxonomy places the organism in Eukaryota, Metazoa, Chordata, Mammalia, Rodentia, Muridae. Gene Ontology annotation, biological process: regulation of transcription by RNA polymerase II. The record is from RefSeq and is a predicted model, not a curated record. The coding region runs from base 207 to 1964 and encodes 585 amino acids.